AUGGCGGCCAACGUGAAUGCUGUGGCCCAGGACCCUCUUAGUGCUCUGGGUGAUAUUCAUCCUAUGAUUUAUGGUAUUGAGAUUACAACCAUUCAAUGCACCUUCAACUGGAACUUUGCCGAUGCUUUUGUCAUUUGCAUCAGUUUGUAUCUGACAUCAAGGCUUCAACAAAUUAAUGACAGAAUCGUUGCUGUACGGGGAAAGUUCGCACCUGCGUUAUUUUAUCGAACAGCGCGUGAGGAUUACACUAAGAUCGUCGGUUUAAUACGGAAAAUCGACGAAGUCAUCAACGGUGUUAUCUUUGUGUCUUUCGCUAUAAACGUAUUCAUUAUCUGUAUGCAACUUUUGCGUGCUAUUAAGCCCGUGCACGGAUAUAUACAAGCGAUAUACUUAAUAUAUUCCUUCUCGUUUCUGCUGAUGAGAUCUCUAGCAGUUUCUCUGAUUGCAUCUAAAGUUCAUACUGCAAGUCGAACUUCAGCUGAAUAUUUAUAUGAUGUUCCUUCAUCUGCUUAUUGCAGUGAGGUCCAAAGAUUUCUAAAUCAAGUUCAUAGUGAUGACGUAGCAUUGACUGGAUUGAAGUUUUUUAAUGUGAAACGUGGACUUGUUCUAACUAUUACGGCAACUAUUAUAACAUAUGAGCUAGUGCUCAUGCAAUUUGCUGGAGUGACACCGACUUUGCAACCCACAACAAGUCGAGUAGGGAGACACAUCGGUCCCCCGACUCCAAAUGUAAGGCUCGCCGAAUACCAGACGAGCCAUCCAUCUCAGGCUUCUCCAUUCUGGACAACAAACUUCCCCGAGUCCGCUACCCAGGGCCAUGGGAGUCAGGACAACAUCCCCUCAACUGUGAAGUUCAGUGGAUGCUCCCCAGUCCCCGCGGCGGAUCUGUUGGCAGGCUCCGCCGCAACACCUUACAUGCAUCCGCGUGGACUCUCUGAAGAGAGUCGCCCAAAUUCGGCCGCGGAGGACAGGACGAGCGCCAACGAUACACCGAAAUGUCUCUUCCUCCGCAGUCCCACCGCCAAUGCAUCUCCACCACUUUAA
This is a messenger RNA of Hyposmocoma kahamanoa, 1044 nucleotides long. Its product is annotated as gustatory receptor for sugar taste 64f-like. Gene Ontology annotation, molecular function: taste receptor activity. The record is from RefSeq and is a predicted model, not a curated record. Gene Ontology annotation, biological process: detection of chemical stimulus involved in sensory perception of taste; sensory perception of chemical stimulus. Gene Ontology annotation, cellular component: membrane. Lineage: Eukaryota; Metazoa; Arthropoda; Insecta; Lepidoptera; Cosmopterigidae. The coding region runs from base 1 to 1044 and encodes 347 amino acids. The transcript is spliced from 7 exons.